AUGGCGGGGGAGGGGGCGGUGGAGAGGGUGGUGGUGAUGACGGCGGGGAUCGUCGCUGGUGAGGAGGAGAGGAGGGAGCUUGUCGAGAGAGAGGGGAGGGAUGUUUCGGAUGUUUUGUUGCCGAGGCGACCGGAGGAUCUGAUGGAGCUUAUUAGGCGGUCGAUGGUCCGGCCGCCGAGGUGGAUGCCGGAGUUCUUGCUCAUGGAUUUCAUCGAGCUUGCAGCAUUGUGCCAUGAGAUGUUGAAACUCAAUCUUUGCAAUAGUAGUGACAUCAGCCUUGCAAAGGCAAAAUCAUCAAUGUCUGGAGGGGAAAGAAUCUUAACCGCUACUAACCUCCAUGAGCUCGCUUUAGUUGCAACUGCUAAUGGCUCAGUUGUAGCAAGAGGAGCAGCUGAGGUCGUCAGGAAUAAAACCCCAGUCAGCAUGAAGAAUGAAGCAAGUGAAGCCAACAUGCUUGAAACAUCAAAGACUACCGGAGAAGCCUAG
Messenger RNA from Asparagus officinalis (garden asparagus), 486 nucleotides. RefSeq lists its product as uncharacterized. The transcript has 3 exons. Bases 1 to 486 code for a protein of 161 amino acids. Lineage: Eukaryota; Viridiplantae; Streptophyta; Magnoliopsida; Asparagales; Asparagaceae. The record is from RefSeq and is a predicted model, not a curated record.